Molecule: messenger RNA, 2572 nt
Organism: Calidris pugnax (ruff)
Lineage: Eukaryota; Metazoa; Chordata; Aves; Charadriiformes; Scolopacidae
Gene: XG
Product: Xg blood group
Exons: 10
Coding region: 225-716 (163 amino acids)
Biological process (GO): T cell extravasation; positive regulation of neutrophil extravasation; homotypic cell-cell adhesion
Source: RefSeq, a predicted model, not a curated record
GCUCACGGCUUGGCCGUAGCAGAGUCGUCUGCUUUUGAUACUUCUCUUGUACUAGAAGAGGUUUUUAGGGACACCUCUCUCUUUCUUGGUGCUUAAAAGUGAUGGUGAGGGAACUUUUUGGACAGAGCCAGUGAUUCCAAGCAUCUUCCUCAACCCUUGGCACUGCAGUUGCAACAUCUACUGGAAAAAUCAACCAGUGCAAACAAGGCACUGCAUAGAAGACCAUGGGGAAAUUCAGAAGUAUCCUCUUGUGCCUUGGCUUUCUUCUAGUCCACGUACAAGGUCAACGUGAUUUUGAUUUAGCUGAUGCUCUUGAUCACCCAGAGGACAUAAUUACCAGGAGACCUACAGUGAUCAGAAGACCGACAAGGCCUGUGCUGAACAACGAUCUGCAUUUAGGAGAUGCUCUUGGUGGGGGUGACAUCCCAAGACAACCUUUAUACCCACCUCUUCCACCACGACCGGGAAGCCAUAGCAAUUCGGGAGGUUUUGAUGACUCAGAUCUCCUUGAUGGGAAGCCUUUACCACCGCACAUAGCAGCAGAAGAGGAGCAUCAUUUCAAUCGUGGAGGCAACACGGAUUCAGGAUUAAUAGCUGGAGUUACAUCUCCUAUAAUUUCUGCUUUCGUAAUACUAGUUGUUGGAUCGAUAGCGGCCUACUCUGCUUAUAAGAACAAGAAACUUUGCUUCAAACCACAUGGUGGGGCUGCAGUGUAAGCCACUGGAAGAAGAGCUGCCCUCUGAUCACAGGCUCCCUUGGUUGGUGACAUUCACCCCCCAGAUCAAACAUUUUUUUUCUACUUUAUCAUUCUGACAAAAGAAAAACUUCCUUCUAAUGAAAGUUUUGUCGAGACAUUCCAAUCCUACUCUCUUUUACCCGGUGUCGGUCUUGGACCUUGAGCUUUACAUCAUCAAAAAUAUGCUUAAAAUGCCAGAGAAUAGUACUGAAUUAUCUGACCUGCAUUCAUAAAGGCUGGAUACGUGUUUUGAUUCAGAAGUUAUUUUAAACAGCAAAGAAAUCAAGUUUAAUAUAAGCUAAAAAUGGAAAGUUUUUUGUUUGUCAGUGUUUGAGUCACUGAACAAUUUUAUUUUUUUUCUCUUUUUGAAAUUAGCCAGAAUACUUAAUCCUUCUGAUAGAAUAGGAACAAGGAAAUUACCAUUUUCAUUCAUACUUUUGGGUUUCUUUGGUGUAUUUCUGUAUUGUUUAUAAAGUCUAAGGAAAACUUGAAGUUGUAUAAAGGAUUAAAAAUUUUAAUGCCUUUACUUUGUAUUUAUGUCUGAAUUCUAGCAAAGUGAAAUGAGCUAUAGAUGGAAAAUUCAUUCUUAAUGUUCAAAUAUAGCAUGAAAAUAGUAUGUACACUUACAAACCAGUGUUUAAAAAAAUAAAAAUGAGAGGAACUCAUGCUGAUUUUAUUUAUUUAUUUAUUUACUUAUUACUGAAACGGUGUUCAGCUCUUCUCAGGAACUGGAAUUGGACAUUAAUUUUGUUUCCCUUCUUGAAAACAGGUCCUACUCUAGGACCUAAUGUCUUAGGUCCUCCUCUAGGACCUUUAAAGGCAUUAAUCUGGCAGACUGUGGUUUUUUUUAAGAACCAUAUUAUUCAUAAUUUUUGUAAAGAGAAAACAGGCACCAAGUUUUCAGAAUAAUUUAGAACGAGUCUGUGACACUUUGUUCUAUAAAAUCUAUGUCACACCAACUAUUCAACUUCACACGUACGUGGAGGUAUGGUUGAUAGAUUUUUGCUAGCAAGGCUGCUUUGAUUUUUUCCCUUAUUCCUGAUGAACCUUGCUGUGCUAACAAAUGUCCUUACAUGGACAAACCUAUCAACAAAAACUAACACUUUUCCAGUCUCUCUGCCUUCAUUUAGCUAACUGAAUCAAAAUACUCGCAAAUGAAUUAAGUGCAGAUGAAAGCUGGCAAAACUAGUAGUUUACUGAUGUAAUUUGCAAUACAGCUGUUUUAGCUGACUCUUUAAAGCAUAGAAGAAAUCUCUGUGUCUUUAUCUUCCUCUUAUAUGUGAAGCAUGCUUUUUCUUACCGAAAUUACAUGUAGAUGGAGGUAAACAUGAUUUUGUGUUUAUUAAAUUGUUGAGAGAAAGACAUCAUGAGAAAAAGUACUUUUUUAUGAAAAAGUACUUUUUUAUGAAAGAAAAUACUAUUCUAUCUAAACUAUAUUUGACAUGGGUAUAUAUCAGUUGCUGAGGAAAUUACCAUAAUAUUUAUUUUGAUCCUGAAAGUAAGAAAUGGUAAUGUACAUCAGUUGAAAUACAGCAACACCUUGACAACGCACAAACAAACGAGCACCUUUGUGGCUAUCACUUUCAACUUACGAAUACUAACAUAUUUUUAAAUUGCUUUUCAAGGACAUCUGAUAUUUCUUCAAAAACUCUAAUUUUCCAAGUUAAUAGUUAAAAUGGAUUGAUAUAUAUUUUGUCAGGUAGAUGUAAAGUUUGAUUAAUGACAUGUUAAAGUGUUUUGUCGUUACCACUUCAGUUUUUUGCUUAACAAUGAAAAUAUAUAUUUUGCUUCUUUCUCUUGAAAAUUUUCAAUAAACACAUACUGUGUUUUAUGUAA